ACCAUAUUGCAUAUUGUGCCAUCUAUGGGCGAUGAUGAUGACGAGGAUGAGCAGGAGGAAGAUAAUGAUGAAGAGCUUGAUGAAGAUGACAUAGUGGGCUUGGAGCAGGAAGAUGGCGAGCAAGUUGAUGAAGAUGACGAAGAUGACAUGGGUCCCAUCAUUUUCGAGGGCACCAUUGAUCACAGCCCCGACUCUGAUUCACAGUCGCGCAACAAGACCUUCUAUUGCCCCAAUUGCGGCAACUGUUACAGCGCCGCCGGCUCUUUGAAGCUGCAUAUGCGCGCUUGUCUGCGGCAGCGCAACGAAGUGUCUGCCGAGGAGCGCAAGUGCAAGGUGUGCAGCAAAAUCUUCAACUCGGUGGCAUAUCUGAAGGAGCACAUGAUGCGUCAUACUGGCGAGCAGCCCUAUCGCUGCACUCGCUGCUAUCGUAAAUUUGUGGACGAACACAAGUACAAGACACACAUGGAGGCGCACAAGCAUCAGGACAAGCUCGAGGCUGAGGCUGAGGCUUUGGCCGCUCAGCAUGGCGGCAAAAAAGUGGUGGUCAAGGAGUUCAACUGUUCGUUCUGCGCCCAAAGCUUCACGGUGGUCUUCGAUGUGGGCCAAGUGAAGCGUCGCUACGCCUGCGAUGCCUGUCGUGACAAGUACUCCAAUGCGGAGGCAUUGCGUCAACACAAGCAGCAGGUGGAAGAGAAGCGUGAGUUUAGUUGCGAACGCUGCGGCCGCAAGUUUGUCUUCGAAGGAUUUCUGCAGCGCCAUCUGCCCACUUGUGAUGGCAGCAUCAAGCGUCGUCGCGACAUGAAGUAAAACUCCAAGCGAUGCCCACGAGCAAGUGCAGCAGAGUCAUUAUCCAUGCGUUUCAUUGUUAUCAAUCAACAGCAACAGCAGCAGCAACAGUCUGAAGAGCAGUUAGACACAAGUUUUUUUUUCAUACAUACACACAUACACAUAUACAUAAACACAAACAGCUAAUUGGUGGCAGAGACUCAACUCUCUUUGCCAACAACUUAAACAGACGAAGGCGGCGUCAGCAAACAGCUCAGGAGGUCACAUAACGCUUCCUUAACACUAUAUCGCUUAAAUUUUAAUCUUCGCAUGUUUUCCAAAUAAUCUGCUGACGUCCUGCCACCCACACACACACACACACACACUUGAUAUAGCAUCCCCAGUUGGGCUUUUGCUGCCAAGCCUCAAGUCUCUUCUUCAUUCGAAGCUGAGCUUUACACACACACACACAUACAAUUAUACACACAUACUAUAUCUUAUCUUAUAAUCUUUUCUUCGAUUUUUUUUAAUGAACACAUAGCUGUAAUUAUUAGUAUAUUUGUUAUUGAAGUGUCGCGACAUAUUAGUUUUGUCAUCAGGAUAACUUUUCAUUUCUUUUAAUUAAAUUUUUUUUUUUUGUAAUUUUGGCUUUGCUCUGUGGCGUUUUGGAUUAAUGAUGUAUAGUGUACGUACAUUUUUUAAAUAAUUAUUAUACCUAAACGCAUAUACUACAUACGAUUAUUAUAAAUCUUAGCAACGCCGCUUAAUUUGCAAUACUUUAAGAAAUCCAUCAUUAAUGUGAAAAUUCAAUAAAGAAAGAGUAACAAGAAAAGCCAAAAAAACCAAAAUCGAUAUUCAAUAUUAAUAUGAGCCUCGCUCGGACUAGAUAUGCGACCACAAUUAUAUAGACAAAACUAUCAAAUGCUUUA
Molecule: messenger RNA, 1694 nt
Organism: Drosophila busckii
Lineage: Eukaryota; Metazoa; Arthropoda; Insecta; Diptera; Drosophilidae
Product: zinc finger protein 12
Exons: 2
Coding region: 25-807 (260 amino acids)
Source: RefSeq, a predicted model, not a curated record